GCAGCUAAAGAUGAAUUCACCAUAAGCAAAACUUUUCGCCGUGUAGCGCCAAGCCCCCCCCAACCAAAACAAAAUUCCCAAGGUUGCCACUGCCACAAACACACUCUACUGUUCUCAACUGCCCAGGUGCAAUCCUCCAUCGCCUUCAAACCAUGGGGGGCCUCGCAUUCGCCAACGCUCAGGCCAAGUCUGGAGAGCCGGUCAAAGUCUUUCGGAUGGGCCCAGAUAUCUACAAGUCCCUUUCUGCGCAUUAUCAGCGUCUUCUGCAAACAGUAUUCGAGCGUGUCGUCGUUCCGCGCGAAUCCCCAGCUAAAAAGGACCAUGGCGAUAUCGAUUUCUUGGUUGACGGUAUCCGACCACCCACUACCAAGGUCGACUUGUGCCAGGUCAUCCAGCAGAUCCUCGGAGCCGAUGUGCAUAUUCAGAACGGCAGCUCAUCCUCAUACGCGGUACCGCAUCCGGAGAUACCAGGAGCACAUGUGCAAGUCGACGUCGAACUAUCCGUCGGAGAAGGUACCUCCGAGAGUACUGAGCUCUUCGAGUGGACACGCUUCAUGAAGGGUGACUCUGACCUACUGCAGAUACUUGGGGUCACUCACCGUGCCUUGGGUCUUACUUGCAAUGACCGAGGCUUGCACGUUCGCGUAGAAGAGGUAGAGGUUUACAACAAAAAGAAGGGACUCAUCUUUCUUACACGAGACCCCAACGCAGUUAUGGAGUUCUACGGCCUGGAUGUCGAAAAAUACUGGACUGGGUUUACGGAUGAAAACGACCUCUUCGAUUGGGCUUCUAGCGGCCGGUUCUUCUCUUCUGCAGCCUUUGCUGGACGUGUCGAAAAACACAACGACCGAGCACGUCAAGCGAAGAGGUCCAUGUACCAGCAUUUUGUCGAAAAGUAUGUCCCAGCACAUACAGAAAAGGGCGCUACCAAUACCUGGACUCGUCAAGAGGUACUUCAAGACGCUCUCAUCUCUUUCAACAAGCAAGCCGAAUACGACGCUAUGAUUGAAGAGCACAAUCUGAAGACAAGGGAAGAAGAGCUUUGGAAAGAGAUCAAAGUCGCGGUACCUGUGCCGAUCAACAAAUUGGAUCCUGUCAUGAAAGGUCUGAGGCGCUGGGUCGAAUUUGCAGAUGGACAGCCACGAAUUGCGUCUGUGCCAAAUCUCAAAGAGCCUUUGGUCUGGUCAAAGUACGUAUCGGAGCAUAACAAGGAUGCAGCUUUGGAAUGGGUUAAACAGAACUGGGAGAAAGUCAAGUCGCUGGAGAAGAAGCGAGCAAAUGCAGCCAAGCAAACUGCAAAGAAGGCCUGAUCGAAUUCGGAUCACGCGCUGGUUGACUGAGUAGUCAGAUGCAGAUAUACCCAGUAGCCCGGACAUGCCCGGCCAGCUCCUCCCUUAGUGUUGCCGUAAUGAUUACCCCAAUCGCGGCAGCACGUGUCACAGCAGAUAUUGAAAACGGAUAUUAGAU
Pyrenophora tritici-repentis Pt-1C-BFP is the source of this 1467-nucleotide messenger RNA. RefSeq lists its product as uncharacterized. Lineage: Eukaryota; Fungi; Ascomycota; Dothideomycetes; Pleosporales; Pleosporaceae. The record is from RefSeq and is a predicted model, not a curated record.